AUGUCCUCCGUACCACAAUACCUUCAAGAACGUCUGCAACAGGUCUUUCACGACGCUGUUAAGAAUAAAGAAGACUUCAUCCCCUAUCGCGACCUUGCUCACCUGAUUCGCAGCAAGGUGCUGAGAAGUUCGGUCUCGCGCGCAUCUCCGUUCCGAAAAGCCAUCCGAGUUGCCGUGGCCGAAGAGAUGUUCUUAGGACGUCUAGUCUUGAACCGCCAAUACGCUUCCCCGCGUCUCUAUGUGACCCCUGCUGGGGCUUUAUUCUUCGCCACCUUCCGCCCCUUUGUUCCGUAUGGUCCUGGCCAUGUCUUCCCACAGAGAACUAAUGGCAUAUUUCGCCAAACGGCCAUUGACGAGUACGUCGCGCUCGCGGCCAUCGUUAAGUCUAUUAUGGAGCUACUGGGUACCUCCAACGUCGCUGGUGCCGACAUGAUUACGGUGAAGCGUUUGCCUGAGACGAUUCGUUCUUACUUGGAGUCCCAGAGGGAACUGCGUGCCGACAACGCGAGCCUCGUCACUCGCCUCAAUGUUCUCAACCAUGAAGUAGACGAGCUUCACGUGCAACUCAAUGAAAUGACCGCCACGGACGGCGAUACCUCCGCUGACGACGACCACCGCCCCGCGGUGGAGCGCGAGGCCAGCGUCAUCAGCCUCACCGAUAGCGUCAUCAGCCUUACCGAUAGCGACGUGAGCCUCACGCACUCGGCAGGCGACACUCCCAUCGACAGGGAAAGUCCAAUGGAACUGGAAGACGGCGUCUCCGACUACGAGGGAAGCCUUGCGUACCCGGAAAGCGACAACGCCGACGACAAGGAGGUAGGAGACGGUCGUUCCGUGAAAAGGGGCUAUGCCGUCGAGUACGACGCCGACUACGACGGCUCCGUGGACGGCCAGGAGAGCGUCAUGGCGUACGAAGGCUCCGCGGAGGGGCGGAAGGCCCGCCGUCGUGCCUCCGCGAAGAUUGGCUACGCCGUCGAGUACGACACCGACUACGACGGCUCCGUGGACGACCAGGAGAGCGUCGUCACGUACGAAGGCUCCGCGGAGGGCCGGAGGGCCGGCCGUCGCGCCUCGAAGAUUGGCUACGCUGUCGAGUACGACACCGACCACGAUAGCUCCGUGGACGACCAGGACAGCGUGUUCGAGUACGGCAGCACCGUGGAUGGCCGGGGCACCCCUAUCGACUACGAGCGCUCUGCGGAGGAGUUCAAUCGUCUCUACGAAGGGAUGGAUUUGUAG
Trametes versicolor FP-101664 SS1 is the source of this 1239-nucleotide messenger RNA. RefSeq lists its product as uncharacterized. The record is from RefSeq and is a predicted model, not a curated record. The coding region runs from base 1 to 1239 and encodes 412 amino acids. The transcript has 8 exons. NCBI's taxonomy places the organism in Eukaryota, Fungi, Basidiomycota, Agaricomycetes, Polyporales, Polyporaceae.